CGCAGAAAACGAGCUUCGUAGCCAUUCUGGCUCAAGACCGCACAAGUCGCAUCAAGCUAUUUGCAGUAUUGCACACAUACGUGAUAAGGUGAGCCCAUGGUGUUCACGGCUGUCUUCCACCUGCUACUGUUUGCCACCGCCGCUCUGCCACUGCAGGCCUUGACGCUGGAGAGUGCCGCAGAUGAGGCGCUGCUCAGGCGUGCCAGUCAUGGCGCCGCAGCUGACGACGCCGGCAGUCGCAGUGGCAUGGUAGACCUCCAGCACCUCAUGGUCCAACAUGCCGCGUCGGAGACCGAGCUCCAUGCCCGUGCGGCCGAGACGUGGCGCAAGUAUGCUAGCCAGCUGGCCAGUAGUGGUUGCAGCUAUAAAGGCGGUUUGCUGCCUUGCCCCAAUGGCAACAUCUGUUAUUACACAGGGCACGGAGGCUUGAACACGACGGCCACAGUGGAGUAUCGUGGGAAUAUCAUCAAGACAGUCUUAACCCCCGACCCAGAUGCUGCAGUCGACAUGCCAGAAAUCGUGACGUUUAUGGGGGCUAGCACCGACGAUGCUCCUGCAAUGUUGAUGGACGUACCUGCAGAAUACCGCAGAACAGCGAACCCUGUGAUGUUGAAGAUGUUCUUCGUAGAGGACACUGAUAACGUUACUGAGCAGUGCCCUCAUGACAGUGAGCGCGUGGAGUCCGUGGGGAACAGCAGCGCGUCGUACAAGGUUGAGAACAACACGGUCGCAGUUUCAGCGCAAAGCCCAAACACGUUCUUGGGCAUGGAAUUCGAUUUCGUCAGCGAGGCACCUGUGGGUCACACCCUGGCCUUCGAGAUCCCUUCUGGGACGGAGAUCGUCUGGGUGAGCCGUGAAGAGAUGGUCGCGGUGCUCAACACGCAAGAGAUGCCGGCUUCCCUCGAGAGGCGCUUGGAGGCUCAGUUACGCAAAGCUUCUUUGGCCAAGGGGAUGGAUGUCGCGCUCACGCAGAAAUCAGACAGGCGGCGCAGGCGGCGCAGGGCUCCGUCGUGCACAGGUGAAGAGAUUGGGCUCAUGGCAGGAGGUGCCGCCGCCGUAGCCAUCGGCUUCUUGGUCUGCGCGUUUACUUUCAUAGGCUGCUUCACGGCGUCGCCGUUCUUGGUUACUAUGGGCAGUAUAAUCGUGAAAAACGGUGCUUGCUCAUGUUGGGCUAACGAUGAUACUGGGCGGACUUCCUGUGCGUUGCGGUGAGGGCGGUGAGGGUUGCGAGGGUGCAGCGGUCUGCAAUUUCUGCUCCAACUGCAGUUGGCAGGCUGGCUGGCGACCACGUGGUGCAUGGACGCCGUCCUGGCCAAGCCGGGAGGGUGUCCACGCCGCUCCUCGGCACAGGAUGGGCCCUGGCCAGAGGCAGCAGAUGUGCGUAGAGCUCGUCGCCCUGUGCAGGGCCGCGGGGCCUGUACCCAGACCACGUCCUGGGAAGUCUUCGCCAGAACGGAGCAAAGGGCUGGCCACCGAGCCCGCUGAUGGGGCGUGGCCAGACACAGUGGACGUGCAUAAACUCCGCCACCUGCAGGUAGCAGGGGGGCACCGUUGCCGCUCGUGGUGCAGGCAGCGGCGUACACCCGCAUGUAGCAGGGGGGGCCAUGUCCGCUCGCACCGCAGCAGGCAGUGUCUAUUGCAUGUUGUGCCUACUCAAAAAAAGAUCGCAGAA
Messenger RNA from Prorocentrum cordatum, 1672 nucleotides. NCBI's taxonomy places the organism in Eukaryota, Dinophyceae, Prorocentrales, Prorocentraceae. The record is from the annotation of a GenBank genome assembly.